Bufo bufo (common toad) is the source of this 882-nucleotide messenger RNA. RefSeq names its product uroplakin-3b-like. Bases 131 to 865 code for a protein of 244 amino acids. The transcript is spliced from 6 exons. Lineage: Eukaryota; Metazoa; Chordata; Amphibia; Anura; Bufonidae. The record is from RefSeq and is a predicted model, not a curated record.
CCAGGGCUGGUUCGAAAUGUCACAGUUCUUAGGGGACUUGCCGUAUUUCUGGCAAGAAUGAUUUGCUUUCACGCAUUCAUAGAAAAUCAGAACAUCAGAAGUUCAGAUGAAAACCUGAAGAAGUCGAGCAAUGUAUCAACAUGUUAAACUGGGCCUGCUUCUGGUUGUGUCUAUGGCUGUAACUGAAGAUGUAGAGAAUUACGAGCCAAAAUUAGCAACAGACAUGCUUUACAAUGUAACGGAUAAAACAUUUGUGCUGGAGUGGCCAGGCUGCAUUUUUCCUGAAAAUACAACUAAUGUGUGGGUGGUAGUUGCACGGAAUAAAUCAUAUUCUGGCAUUGACAAUUCAAGCCUUGGUAUUUCAAUUCCGUAUUCCAAUUUCAUAAAUGGAAAUGCUCCAUAUUAUCAUACUCUUCCUGUCUCUGCUGGACAAUAUACUUGUGAAACAAAUAACUCCAAACACGUGAUCCAUAUUGGUUGUGAAUCAUGCCCAGGAACAGAGUUCUGCAAUGGUAAAUUAAGUAAUAAUGACUCCUACAGAGUGAAAUUUGUGGUGGUAAAAGGCUCUGUUGUAGUUAACUCAACAAAGUGGUCAGGGGAAAUCCCCCUAGUACAAGAUGACCCAUUUCUAAAGAGCGUUUGGGCAGGUCGAAGUGGGGGAAUGAUUGUCCUAACUACCAUACUCUGCAUCCUACUAGCUAUUUUGCUGGUUUUACUUAUUAUUGCACUAGUUGUUGGAAGCAAGGACAUAUGCUGGAAGCGGACCCUGUACAAUGAAAAGAGCGUGGCCACCUUUGAUUUCAUUCCUUAUCCCUCAUACAAAUUACAUACUAACGAUUAUGACCAUAUCAUUUUAACAUCUUAAAAGUGAAAACGUUUUAA